This is a messenger RNA of Strongylocentrotus purpuratus (purple sea urchin), 3858 nucleotides long. It is a transcript of the gene cog5, whose product is annotated as conserved oligomeric Golgi complex subunit 5. The record is from RefSeq and is a predicted model, not a curated record. The transcript is spliced from 20 exons. Gene Ontology annotation, biological process: intra-Golgi vesicle-mediated transport. NCBI's taxonomy places the organism in Eukaryota, Metazoa, Echinodermata, Echinoidea, Camarodonta, Strongylocentrotidae. The coding region runs from base 100 to 2523 and encodes 807 amino acids. Gene Ontology annotation, cellular component: COG complex.
GAUUUGGGCUGCUAGUAAUGUACAAUGCUGAUACGUGGCGUCUAACUUCACGCAUCUCGAAGCUCGAUUCUCGCUGCUGUAAACUACAUUUGAGCAAAAAUGGAAGACGCAUUACUGAAACAACUUACGGGAGAUGAAACUUUCCUGGAGUUCGUGUCGGAUGACUUCGAUGUGCGUGAUCACACAAAUAGAGUCAUGCAGACGAUGGCAAUAUCUGAUCAACUUGCCAAAAUGGCAGAAGGAAUAAGCCUGUUGGACAAGGAACUACAUGCCCAGGUUGGAGCACAUCAUGAAGACUUGCUCUCUCAGGCUACAGGGAUUGAGACACUAGAUGGCGUCCUGCAGAUGAUGCAGACAAGGAUACAAUCAUUACAAGCAGCAGUAGAAAGGAUUCAAGCAAAGAUUGUUGAGCCAUACAACAAAAUAGUUGCAAGAACGGCACAGCUUAGAAGACUUCAGGAGGCUUGUGAUCUGUUAAGAAGAAUCAUCAGAAUCCUGUACCUGAGCAAGAGACUUCAUGGACAGCUGCAAGGUGGAGCUAGAGAGAUCACUAAAGCUGCUCAGAGCCUCAAUGAACUAGACUACCUCUAUCAUGGAGUUGAUCUGGCAGGGAUAGAGGUUAUAGAACAAGACACUGUCUUCAUCAGGAAGGCUCGUAAGGAUGUGGAGAAACAGGCGCAGAAGAUGCUUCAACAAGGCAUGGAGACACAGAAUCAAACACAAGUGGCCACAUCUCUGCAAGUGUUUCACAACCUUGGGAGCCUGAAGGAUACGGUACAGACCGUUGUCGGUCACUGUGAGAAAGCCUUGAGAAAGAACAUCAAGGAUGCCUUGGAUGUGCAGGUUCUCUCUCAUACUACUAUACCGGCUGGAAGAGGACCUGGAAAAGCAGCCAUGCCUGCUCCCGGAAACACUCCAGCUUUCAGAGCUACUCUAUGGACCAACCUUGAGAAAUUAAUGGAUCAAAUACACGCUGCUUGUGGACAGGUGAAUCAUUUACAGAAAGUUUUAGUCAAGAAACGAGAUCCAGUGACUCAUGUCUGCUUUAUGGAUGAACUCAGAAAGGAUGGCCAUGGGAAUAUAAUGCUCUCAUUUUGGAUGUCCCUUACAAAGCUGAUGAAGGAAGACUUUGGAGAAUUAGCCAAUGCAUCAACUUUCAUUAAGCAAGCCUUUGAAGGGGAGUAUCCUAAACUACUCAGACUCUACAACGACCUGUGGAAGAGGCUAGAGCAGUUUAAUAUCAUUUCCGUAGCGGUAUCAUCGGUCGACUCCCAAGGGGUUUCCCAGUCACCUGUUGUUGAUAUGUAUGUUGGUCUCAAAGUAGAGGAUGAUUACAGCCCAGAGAAGGCAUUGAAGGAGUCCUUGUUCGUCUUUGAGACAGCGUACCUCUCAAGAUCCUUGUCUCGUCUCUUUGAUCCAAUCAACCUGGUCUUCCCGAGUGGAGCUGCCUAUCCUCCCUCAGAGAGCGAGGUGGAGAAUAUCGCCAAGACAAUUCAGAGUGAGCUGAGUGUAGCCAGUGUUGACCCGAACCUGAGCGUACUCGUGGCAAGGAAUGCUUCCAAGACUGUCAAUCUCUACGUCAACAAAUGUGAACAGAUGCUGUGUACCGAUGGAGAUGCCAGCCAGGUGAUAGCGCCCCCUACUGCUGGUCAGGCUAAGAAUGCAGCUGUGGUGAACUCCCUCUAUCAGUUCCACCGUGCCAUCAGUAAAGUCACCCAGGCCCUCGGAUCGUACCCUGAGAAUGCCAUCGCUAUCAUAGAGGGUUCCCUUCAGAAUGUAGUAUCCAUAAUGAGCAAUGCAAUCCAGCCUCUGUUAGCAUCCAUCGCUGACUCUAUUGAAGCCAUCAUCCUCACCAUGCACAGUGAGGACUUUAAAACUGCACCUGUUCCUAAGGAUUCUCCCGAUGCUCCAUGCUCUCUGUACAUGAGAGAGUUACAAGGAUUCAUUGCCAGAGUACAAGCAACUUAUCUCUCUCAAUUCAAUUGCACAGAUUUCAUCAUAGACAGCUUACAUAGCAUAGCAUGUGAAGCCAUUAAACUGUUUGUAAGACAUGCUAGUCUACUGCGACCGCUAGGUGAGGGAGGCAAGCUGAGAUUAGCAGCUGAUUUUGCUCAGAUGGAGCUAGCAAUCACGCCUCUGUGCAGACGACCCUCUGACCUAGGUCGACCUUACAAGCUCCUGAGAGCGUUUAGACCGAUGCUCUUCCAGACACCUGAACACAUCUCAAGCAGCUCGGCCUUGGGAGACAUCAUCCCUUAUUCAACUAUCCUACAAUUCCUGUUUGCUAGAGCACCUUCAGAUCUCAUGUCACCUCACGAGGUUGCUGGGUGGUCUACUUCAAGGUACUCUCAAUGGAUGAGUGAACAUGCAGCAGAGAAAGAGAGACUUGCAUUGAUCAAAGGCACUCUGGAGGCCUACGUUCAGUCUGUAAGACAGAGACAAGGAAAGGAGUUUGCCAGUAUCUAUCCUGUCAUGGUGGAUCUCUUACAAGCUGGACUCAAAGCUGUAGAGAAGAAUGGAUGAUCUACAAACUUUGUCCCGAAGAACGAGACUGUCUGGACCUACACUCCAACCCCCAUGCACACAAUGUGGAUUGUACAAGCAGUGUUUACAUGAGAUUAUCAUGUGCCCAGUAGAAGGGUGUAAACACAUUCUUUUGUUGAAUGUCUGAAUCGCUUAGUUCUUAUUGCUGAAGAGAUUAUACUACUGCUAACAAUUUGGAUGAUGAUGAUGAUUGGCUAGAUGUAGGUCAAGAACAUUCCAAACUUGGUAUUGUGAUUUUCUUGAAGUAUACAUCUAUUGACUGUACAUCUGUUCUAUUGCAGAGCACAAAAAACAUGGUAUUUAGAAAAGUAAGAUUUACAUGAGGUACUCUGAUACUGUGUUACCAACUUUUAGGAGACUCAGUGGAAGAAGGAUGGGGCAAAUCUACAGUAUCUGCAGACACUUGAGAGGCUAGCCACAAUAUCAAGGAUUUUAUUUUGGAAUAGUUUUAUCAAAGAUGUACUCAAUUGAGCAGAGUGCAUGUAGGUGAGGUGUGAUCUACCUUUUAUGCGCAUUAUAUCCACAGGUUUAUAGAGCUCAAAGCUGCAUAUUUCCUUGAAAAACUUUAAUAAGCAUAUCAUGUAUUCAUUUCAAGGAACAUUGAUUGGCAUUGACUCAAAGCUUUUUAUGUUUUAUGAUUUCACUUUUCCAAUCAGCAAUAAAAUUCACUAAACUUUUCACAAAUGUUAUAACCAAUUUGAUUGCCAAACUGUAUCAAGUCUUGUAUUGUUUAUCCAUAUUGUUACUUUAUAGUUAAUUUAUUUAUUACUUGGUAGUAUGUUGCCUGCAUACAUGCAUUUGCCACUGACGUUCAUCAUGUCUCAAAAUCAUUGUUCCAUAGAAAACGUGCAUUUAUUGCAAUUUUGUUUACUGUUUAUCAACAUAUUGCUUAUUUUUCUCAAUAAUGUCUACUCUCUUUCUCAUAAAAGACUUUUACAAUUCAAUAAUAGUUCUCAGAGUUUCUUAUCAAUUCAAAUCGAUUGAUUGGACUUCGCUUUUAUCAAUGUUGUGUAAAAGGGAAAAAUUUGUUAGAAUUUUGCUUGUAAAAACAAACAACAAAUGAUGAAUGAAAAAUGAAAGUUCAAUAGGAUGUAUUUGAUUAAUUCCAAGACACAUUGCAAUCAUGAAUAUUAUCAUUUAUGGAAACCUCUUCCUAAAGACCUGAUAUACAGAUUUUGUCUUUACUUUUUACCAUUCUUUUUUAAAUAUAUUGAUACAGGAAAGGCUUAUAAAGCUUCCAUAAGAAGUGGUGUACAUAUAGAUCUGAAAUUUAUAUUAUAUGAAGAAGACUGAAUAAAAAGAUGUAAAACUAUA